Molecule: messenger RNA, 3306 nt
Organism: Cololabis saira (Pacific saury)
Lineage: Eukaryota; Metazoa; Chordata; Actinopteri; Beloniformes; Belonidae
Gene: braf
Product: B-Raf proto-oncogene, serine/threonine kinase
Exons: 20
Coding region: 11-2488 (825 amino acids)
Biological process (GO): protein phosphorylation; signal transduction
Cellular component (GO): plasma membrane; mitochondrion; cytosol
Molecular function (GO): protein kinase activity; ATP binding
Source: RefSeq, a predicted model, not a curated record
UCAGAGUAAAAUGGCGGCGGUGAGCAGCGAGUCCCCCCCGCCCGUCUUCAACGGGGACGGCGCGGAGCGGGAGCCGGGGCCGGGGCCGGAGGAGCGGGAGCGCGGCCCGGAGGAGCCGGCCGAGGGCUCGCAGCCCCCCUGCCCGCCGGGGAUCCCCGGGGGCCCGCAGGAAGAGGAGAUCUGGAACAUCAAACAGAUGAUCAAACUAACGCAGGAACACCUCGAGGCUCUUCUGGACAAAUUUGGGGGAGAACACAACCCUCCCUCCAUCUACCUGGAGGCCUACGAGGAGUACACCAGUAAACUGGAUGCCCUGCAGCAGCGGGAGCAGCAGCUGCUGGAGGCCAUGGGCAACGGCACAGACUUCUCCUGCUCUACCUCAUCCGUGCCAUCGCUGCUGGAGGUCAAGAUGGGAUGCUGCGGAGCGGGAGGGGGCGCUCAGGCCUUUCCCGCGGCUCCCAACACUUUAGCCGUCCUGCAGACCCCUACGGACGCCGGCCGAGCCAACCCUCGCUCCCCGCAGAAGCCCAUCGUGAGGGUCUUCCUGCCCAACAAGCAGAGGACAGUGGUUCCCGCCCGCUGUGGGAUGACGGUGAGGGACUCGCUGAAGAAAGCGCUGAUGAUGCGAGGACUCAUCCCUGAAUGCUGUGCGGUCUACAGGAUACAGGACGGAGAGAAGAAGCCGAUCGACUGGGACACGGACAUCUCCUGGCUGACGGGGGAGGAGCUGCACGUGGAAGUGCUGGAGAACGUCCCGCUCACAACACACAACUUUGUGAGGAAGACCUUCUUCACGCUGGCCUUCUGUGACUUCUGCAGAAAGCUGCUGUUCCAGGGUUUCCGCUGUCAGACCUGCGGUUACAAGUUCCACCAGCGCUGCAGCACCGAGGUUCCUCUCAUGUGUGUCAACUACGACCAGCUGGACUUGUUGCUGGUGUCAAAGUUCUUUGAGCAUCACCCGUUCAGUCAGGAGGAGGUUUCGUCAGAGGGAACGACCCCUGUGUCCGAGGUCUGUCCGUCCCUCCCUCCGUCCGACUCCACCGGGUCUAUAUGCCACGCCACUGUGUCACCAUCCAAGUCCAUCCCCAUCCCGCCCAGCUUCCGGACCAGCGAGGAGGACCACCGUAACCAGUUCGGCCAGCGGGACCGCUCGUCCUCCGCCCCCAACGUCCACAUCAACACCAUCGAACCUGUGAACAUCGACGACCUCCUUGGAGACCAGGGCCUGCAGAGAUGUGACGGAGCCCCCCCGACCCACCCCGCCCGAUGCUUGAGGAAGCACCGCACCCGGACCUCAAGCCCCCUCCUAUACUCCUACCCCAAUGACAUAGUGUUUGAUUUUGAGCCCGAGCCGGUUUUCCGAGGCUCCACGACCGGCCUAUCAGCAACGCCUCCCGCGUCCCUACCGGGCUCACUGACCAGCGUCAAGGUUCCGCAGAAGUCGCCGUGCCCCCAGAGGGAGCGCAAGUCCUCGUCCUCGUCCGAGGACCGCAACAAGAUGAAAACUCUGGGGAGGAGGGACUCCAGCGACGACUGGGAGAUCCCCGAGGGCCAGAUCACGCUGGGGCAGAGGAUAGGAUCCGGGUCCUUCGGAACCGUCUACAAGGGGAAGUGGCACGGAGACGUGGCGGUGAAGAUGCUGAACGUCACGGCUCCGACACCUCAACAGCUCCAGGCCUUCAAGAACGAAGUGGGAGUGCUCAGGAAAACGCGCCACGUCAACAUCCUGCUGUUCAUGGGCUACACCACCAAGCCCCAGCUGGCCAUCGUGACCCAGUGGUGCGAGGGCUCCAGCCUCUACCACCACCUGCACAUCAUCGAGACCAAGUUUGAGAUGAUCAAGCUGAUCGACAUCGCCCGCCAGACGGCCCAGGGGAUGGACUACCUGCACGCCAAGUCCAUCAUCCACAGAGACCUGAAGAGCAACAAUAUUUUCCUCCAUGAGGAUCUGACGGUGAAGAUCGGGGACUUUGGUCUGGCGACGGUCAAGUCCCGCUGGAGCGGCUCGCACCAGUUUGAGCAGCUGUCUGGCUCCAUACUGUGGAUGGCUCCAGAGGUGAUCCGGUUGCAGGACAAGAACCCCUACAGCUUCCAGUCAGACGUGUACGCCUUCGGCAUCGUUCUGUACGAGCUCAUGUCCGGAGCUCUGCCCUACUCCAACAUCAACAACAGAGACCAGAUCAUCUUCAUGGUGGGCCGGGGCUACCUGUCCCCCGACCUCAGCAAGGUGCGCAGCAACUGCCCCAAGGCCAUGAAGAGGCUGAUGGCUGAGUGCCUGAAGAAGAAGAGAGAGGAGCGGCCGCUGUUCCCCCAGAUCUUGGCGUCCAUUGAGCUGCUGGCUCGCUCAUUACCCAAAAUCCACCGCAGCGCCUCGGAGCCUUCGCUAAACCGGGCCGGCUUUCAGACGGAAGACUUCAGCCUGUACGCCUGCGCCUCACCCAAGACCCCCAUCCAGGCUGGCUACGGGGAGUUCUCUGCAUUUAAGUAGCCGCAGCACAUCCCACCAUCCAUCCCGCGUCACUUCUCAGAUGUCUCAUGCCCCUGCGGUGGAUUCAUUCAUUAUUGAUUUAAAAGAAGAAAAAAAAAAGGAAAGAAUGGAUAAAGGUCUGAAAGAAUGUGCCGUGAUCUUCCUCCAUCUCCCUGAAGAGGGCGCUCUCGCCGGGGUCCUCAGCAACUCACCGACCAGCAGCCCAACGGCCACGGCCACCAAACCCAACCGGGAUAAAUAAGGAAGAAAAAACCGCAGCGGAUCAGAGAGACGGCGAAGAGGAAAAGACAUGUGAGAGACUCCGUGGAAGGACCCGUCUGCCGGAGGGAUGAGAUAAAGGCGUGUGGAGGCGCCGCGCGCUCAGCCGGCCAAUAAACUGCUCUCUGAGGAGCAGGAAGGUGGGGCCUGCGGUUGCUGCGGGAACGCCAGACAUCGUAGAGGAAGUUGCUCCGCUGGGGUUCGUCCCGGCGGAAACAAGACUCCAAAGCUGUAAUGUCCCCGUCUUUUCUGCAGCCGAGAUCCUGCUCCUGGUUGCUCUGCAGACUUGAUUUUUGUCCGUUGUCAGCUCAGCAGACAAGAAUACUGUGUUUGCCUCGUUUUGUUUUUUUUUUGCCUCCAGCAAGUUCUCCGUGUACAGAUGAGCUUUGGUCCGUGAAAAAUUCCCCCGAUGACCAGAAUCCAUAAUUGUCAGUUCUGCUUGCAGAACGGAUUGUCUUGUUUUAGCUCCAGGUGGAGGUGUUUCCACCGCCCGGGAGCCUCCCCCUUGCCCUGGAGCCUCCCCCUUGCCCGGGAGCCUCCCCCUAGCCCGGGAGCAUCCC